UGAAGACAACCUCAGGUCACCAGAAGAUGUACUGGAUUUUAACCCUUUCUGUUUGGACCUUGAUCUUCCAUCUGAUAAAUGGAGGUCCUCUGCCACAGCAUGAGACUGCUUCACCAUCAGUAGAUCAUAAGGUGUCCCUCAUCUAUCCUCACUGGGAAAGGAGGCAUGUCAUGGUGCCCUUACGCUACCCCUUUGUAGGGAUAAGAAGAGCCCAUCCUGUGCUGGUGAAGGUGUUCAUUCGCUAUGAGAUCAUUGUACGCAUCCCUCAACCUCCAACCACUCCAAAACCUCCGGCACCAUCAACUCCGAAACCUCCGGCACCAUCACCUCCAAAACCUCCGGAACCAUCAACUCCAAAACCUCCGGCACCAUCAACUCCAAAACCUCUGGCACCAUCAACUCCAAAACCUCCGGCACCAUCAACUCCAAAACCUCCUGCACCAUCAACUCCAAAACCUCCGGCACCAACUCCAAAACCUCCUGCACCAUCAACUCCAUUACCACCAGUUCCAACGACAGAAUGUAGAGGAGACUGUCCGAUGUUGUCAACUGUCUAAAUGACACACAAACACAUAACCUAGUUUGCUUCAUCGCUUUUACACUUACCAACUCCAAGCUCUGCAUCAGCAAUUAGCCUACAUACUGUACUUAUA
Molecule: messenger RNA, 653 nt
Organism: Sardina pilchardus (European sardine)
Lineage: Eukaryota; Metazoa; Chordata; Actinopteri; Clupeiformes; Clupeidae
Product: proteoglycan 4-like
Exons: 8
Coding region: 27-557 (176 amino acids)
Source: RefSeq, a predicted model, not a curated record